UGCCCACACGUGAUAGCGAGCUUAAAGUGUACCAACUAAGAGAGAUGCUGAACGCAGUGGUUUUGAAAUCACUGACGACUAAAGCGCCAUCCUGAAAAACGCUUAACUUUCUUUUUUGGUGAGACUUAAAUAAGCAAACAUCAGCAAACGUGAACGGAAAAGAAAAAACGCGUUGAGGGCUUGGCCCCAGAAAGUUAAUUAUCAGUGAGGGCGAGCCACAAAAGUUGGCUCUAUAUUUUUUUCAUUCUGUAAGUGUGCCCACCAACCACCAAGAUUUCACCCAAAAGCAGACAAGAGGAUCGCCCUGCGCUGACUAGACUGGUCGGCAGGAAGCGGCUAAUAGCGGCCGGGGUCCUUGGUGUCGUCAUGGUGUUAGUGUUGGUGAUUCUGAUCCCGGUUCUGGUCAACUCCGCUGGUACCUCCGCACAUUAUGAGAUGCUCGGAACCUGCCGAAUGGUGUGCGAUCCAUACGGUACCAAAUCUCCGACCAGUACCGCAACAGCAGACACUGUGCGAGACAACAACCUUAUGCAGUCUUUACCAACUUUUAUACAAGGACAGAAAGGAGAACCUGGCCGCCCGGGAAAGGCUGGCCCCAGGGGCCCGCCAGGUGAACCAGGUCCACCCGGUCCAUCAGGGCCACCAGGGGAAAAAGGGGAACCUGGUCGGCCUGGACUUCCCGGACCCCCGGGAUCAAAUGCCGCCGCCGGGGCCAUCAGCGCAGCCACAUACAGCACCGUCCCCAAAAUUGCGUUUUACGCAGGCCUUAAGAAGCAGCACGAGGGGUACGAGGUGCUGAAAUUUGACGACGUUGUGACAAAUCUAGGUAAUCAUUACGAUCCAGCCACGGGGAAGUUCACUUGCUCUAUACCUGGAAUUUACUUCUUCACCUACCACGUCCUAAUGCGCGGCGGAGACGGCACCAGCAUGUGGGCUGAUCUGUGCAAAAACAACCAGGUUCGUGCCAGUGCCAUUGCCCAGGAUGCUGACCAGAAUUAUGACUACGCCAGCAACAGUGCUGUCUUGCACCUAGAGCCGGGCGAUGAGGUCUACAUCAAGCUGGAUGGGGGCAAGGCCCACGGUGGCAACAACAACAAGUACAGCACUUUUUCUGGAUUCAUCAUCUAUGCCGACUAGGAACUAUGGCACCUCUAAAUCCUCUCCCCACCACCUACCCCAAAUGUACAAACCCAACUCCUACCGAUCCUUCACAUCCGCCUUGCCACCACCCCCAACCCAUGGUUUGAAGCCAUGGUAUGAAGCUUCCCCUCGCUCUAAUUCUGAUUGUUAGAAGGUUGACAUGCUGGCCAGAGAGAUUAAUUGUACUUAUUAGCUGCGGGAUGUGAGUGUCACCUGAUCCUGUAUUGGAUCGCUUUUUGGAUCUGCUAGUGAACAAAUAAACAACAUGAAUGAGUAAGAGGAGAAGAAAAAAAUAUAGCCAAAACUAUUGAAUUGUAAAUCAAACACAAUGUGUUGACAUUCUGUGCCACCAAAGCAGUAUGUGGUGUAUAUCUUUCCUUGUGUAGCAAUGAAACAAAGCUUAAACAUAUGUAACGUUUACAAAACCUGACAAAUAUAUGUGCAAUAAUGUCUAUAACAAAAACAACUAUGGUUUAAACAUCCUUGCUGUGCAUUAUGUUACACCUCUGACCUCUGAGACAGCCAUUCAAGUCAAUGCUGCCUGAGGGUAACCUGGAAACUCUUAUGAAUAAUUGUUAAACAAAGUAGUAUGAGGUGGAUUCAUCAUAGAUUUUGCAGGGCGCAUCUUGAUUCUAAGAGGGUUCCUCUCCUUUCUUGCAUGCUCUGCUGUGACAGCAGGAAGGAGCACUCAACUGGCAGCUGACAUCUUGCAAUCCUCUUACUCAUCCUUUGUGAUUAUUACAUACUUUUUUUCCUAACCACAUAGGGCUUAGAGAACAUAAAACGUGGUGUUGCUAAUGGUCAGAGGUAGACACAAACACAUUUUGAUAUUAACCUGUCUGUUGAGAUUGUUUUUAUUCUCCAUCUUUCACUUGCAUUGUCCAGAUGUGACAAGUCAGACUGCUUUGUGGGAUUAUCUACUCCCCAUAUUCCCCAGUUAAAGUGUAUAGUAUUGGAAUGCUACCAAGAGCACUAUGCAUAAAUAGAUAAUUGCAAUGUAAAUGUAAUCUAUGUACCUUCAAGAAUGUUUAAAGAGUGUUGAUUGCACUCAUCAAUUCCUUUGUAAAUAUUGCAGUGAAUAUAUUAUUUUAUUUUUUCCUCCCUCAAUGUCCUAAGUUGAGCAAGUACAGCUCAACCAUUUCAUAUUAGAACAAUAUUCAAGUAAUUAAUGGAAAUGUAUUCAUUGAUUGUCAGAGUUAUAUCUUUAACAGUGUGUUUAUGUGUGUGUGUGUGUGUGUGUACACUGACAAAAAUAUGACUCGGACACGUGUGUGUGUGUGUUUGCAAACGUGUGUUUAUGUGUAUAUAUGUAUUGAGUGUGUAUGUGUUUACGUGUGUGUGUGAGUGCGCGAGAGUGCGUGCAUGUACUUACUUGAAACUUGCUUCUUUUGUCUUCCCAGAAUACAUGUCACCUGUAUACUG
Hypomesus transpacificus is the source of this 2562-nucleotide messenger RNA. RefSeq names its product complement component 1, q subcomponent-like 3a (gene c1ql3a). The record is from RefSeq and is a predicted model, not a curated record. The coding region runs from base 367 to 1137 and encodes 256 amino acids. Gene Ontology annotation, molecular function: protein binding. The transcript has 2 exons. NCBI's taxonomy places the organism in Eukaryota, Metazoa, Chordata, Actinopteri, Osmeriformes, Osmeridae.